Molecule: messenger RNA, 1527 nt
Organism: Trichomonas vaginalis G3
Lineage: Eukaryota; Parabasalia; Trichomonadida; Trichomonadidae
Product: error-prone translesion synthesis
Exons: 1
Coding region: 1-1527 (508 amino acids)
Biological process (GO): error-prone translesion synthesis; DNA-templated DNA replication
Cellular component (GO): epsilon DNA polymerase complex
Molecular function (GO): DNA binding
Source: RefSeq, a predicted model, not a curated record
AUGAAUGAUAGGAAAAUAGUAGAGGCAUUCAAAAUGUAUCAAAAAAAGCCACAAAGAUCUGCUGUUGUGGCCUUGAAAGAGUACCUUAAUGCUGUCUCUGAUCAAGAAGCAAUGCUUGAACAUAUUAUAAACGAAAUCAUGAAAUUGAUUGGCGACGAAACAAACGUUGAUAAAGAAAUCAUUGAGAAAGUACUUACCAACAUUCAAAAGCAAAAUUCAAUAUCUCAUCAAGUUUUUGAUUUUCAAUCUGCAUUCGACGCUCCUAAGUUUGAAUUCGAUAUGAACACACAAAACCUUGUUCCAUCUACUCAACCAAAGUCAAUUCUCGGAAAAGGACCAAGUAAAAUCUCUCUUUACAGGGAAAGAUUUCAAAUCUUAAAAUAUUCACUCAUAAAUUCCAAAGCUUUCGCCAAAUCAGCACUUAAAUUCUGGUCAGAUGACGAUGGAAGCCUCUCAAUCGUUGAUAUUGCAACUUUAGUUAGUAAACCACACGAUUCUACAGUAGUUUUUAUUGGAAUUCUUGAUUACGAAGGCGAGGUAUACACAGUUGAAGAUGAAUCCGGCGUAAUAAAUCUUGCAAUUAGUCCAGAAUGCCAAUUCUUUGGAGGAAUUCUUCCAGUUGGCUGCAUUGUCGUUGUUCAAGGCAAAGCAUUAGGUGAUUAUGUCAAUGCUCUUGUUAUUGGACAUCCUCCUGCUCUUACAACCAGUGAUUUCAUGAACAAAUUCUGGUCAUUACCAUAUGAUCCAUUUGGAUGGAACUUAAAUAGGGAAUCAAUGAGUAAUUUGCAAAGUAUCUUACAUGAAGAACAUGAAAAUGCUCUUAUUCUUGUUUUCUCUGAUGUUUGGAUCGAUGUUCCAUCAUGUGUAACAGAAUUCAGUCAUGUUCUUCAAAAUUACGACAGUUCUCCACCAAACAUGAUCAUAUUGUGUGGUAGCUUCACUCAAAAACCACUUCCUUUCAAUGGAAUGAAACAAUUUGAAAGAGAUUUCAGAAAAUUCAUCAAAAAGAUCUCAGAUGAACAUACAGCAAUGAUACAGAACUCCAAGUUCGUAUUUAUUCCAUCGUUAACAGAUCCAGGAGCUCCAAAAGUCUUUCCAAGACUUCUUUUCCAAGAUUCAAUCAAAAACAUGUUUCCUGAAGCAAUUUUCAUGUCAAAUCCAUGCAAGAUAAGAUUUUUAAGUAGAACAAUAACUGUAUUCAGAGAUGACAUCAUGUCCAGACUUGCAAGAGCUUCUCCACGCACUGUUCCUGAAGAGAAUGAGCACGAAAACUUGUUAAUUACAAUUAUUCACCAAGCUCAUUUAACUCCAACAGAUCUCGCACACGCACCAGUUGCAUGGGAAUACGACCACACAAUGAGAUUGUUCCCUGCACCAGACUGCUUGAUUCUAGCUGAUGCAGCAGCACCAUGGAGAUCUGAAGAAGGAGAUACAGUUGCCUUCAACCCUGGCCAAUUCGGAAAUGGAGGAACAUUUGGUCUUUACAGUCCAGCUGAAAAUACUUGUCUUCUUCAGAAACUGGCUUAA